Molecule: messenger RNA, 759 nt
Organism: Drosophila virilis
Lineage: Eukaryota; Metazoa; Arthropoda; Insecta; Diptera; Drosophilidae
Gene: Chrac-16
Product: chromatin accessibility complex protein 1
Biological process (GO): chromatin remodeling; DNA-templated DNA replication
Cellular component (GO): CHRAC; nucleus
Molecular function (GO): protein heterodimerization activity
Source: RefSeq, a predicted model, not a curated record
ACCUGCUGUUUGUAGUCGAUAGUUUCGGUUGCAGCAAACAAAACACCGGGGCCCUUGCGUUUACCGCCAAAAACGAAGCUGUUAAAAAAGCCGGCAAUUUAUUUAUAGCCAAUAUGGUUGAUUCAAGUAAAACGCAUGAACAGCGCAAGCCUAGCGCCGACACAUUCCUGCCCCUCAGCCGGGUGCGCACCAUCAUGAAGAGCUCCAUGGACACGGGCCUAAUAACCAACGAAGUGCUCUUCCUAAUGACCAAGUGCACCGAGCUAUUUGUGCAGCACUUGGCCCGCGAGGCGUACACGGCGUCCAGUGCCAUACAGAAAAGCGAUACGCUCAAAUACGAGCAUUUGUCGCAACUGGUGAACAAGAGCAAAAAUCUGGAGUUUCUGUUACAAAUUGUGCCCGAAAAGAUACGCGUGCACGAAUUUCAGGAAAUGCUGCGCCUCAAUCGCUCCAACGCCAACGCCAGCGACGAUGACGAUGAUGAGACUGGCACCGAAUCGGAGUCGGAAGAUGAAUAACCAAAUGGCACACUUAAGCGGAGCACACGUCGAUAAACAAACCGGCAGCAUUAACACUGCAAUUGGCAGUUGCUACGAGUUAUUAGAUUGCAGCUAGUUUAAUAAUUGUGAAAUUUGUAUGACUGACAGCUAUUUUGUUUAGUUGCUAAGGUAAACGAUUUGUUAAAUAAUACGUAUAGCUUAAGCGAAAACUCAGAUUAUUAUGGCAACAAUAGACAAUCCAUAUUUAUAUACUCAAAAA